GCUUCAUUGUGGUUGGACUAUCAAACAUCAUGGAAGCCGCCUUCAGCACGCUAUCUUCAGCUGUAAAUGAAAGUACUCCUGUAGCAGCUCAGGAUGACGAAGCUGGGAAGGCUAUCGAAAAUACAAGAAAUGUCACCAUGGCUACCCUGCAAGCCCUGGAAGAGUUGGAGACGGCCGUCCUGCAGAACAGGGUCCCUGGUGAAGAGAGCAUGGUGAUAAGAACAGAAGCGGUGUCCUUGAUCCUCCAGAGGCAAGAGAGAUGGGAGGUGGCAUCCAAGGUCAAGGAGAGCGAGGCCAGGACUUCCCACUUCCAGCUUCCAAGCGAUGCACUGGAUGACGGAGAGGAAUCAAGCUUUGAUGACAUUGUGGACAGCCAUGUAUCAUGA
Messenger RNA from Lytechinus pictus (painted urchin), 386 nucleotides. RefSeq lists its product as uncharacterized. The transcript has 3 exons. NCBI's taxonomy places the organism in Eukaryota, Metazoa, Echinodermata, Echinoidea, Temnopleuroida, Toxopneustidae. The coding region runs from base 30 to 386 and encodes 118 amino acids. The record is from RefSeq and is a predicted model, not a curated record.